AUGGAGGAGGACUAUUUGCAAGAUCUUCUGAAAAAGGAAAAAGAAUUAAGGCAAGCCGAAGAAGUAAAUGCUCAAGAAUCCCAAAAAGUCAUCUGCGAAAUUGUUGAGCGUGUCCGCCAGACUGGAAACUGGGAAGCUGUAGCUGAGUGAAUCCAAGCUUUAGCUAAGCGCCGAAGACAGCCCAAGCAAGCUAUUACAGGAAUGAUUCAGCAAGCUAUCGGUUAUCUCGAUUCGUUGCCUAAAGGUCAUCCUUUAUUAUUAGUGCUUCGAAAGGUAUCUGAAGGAAAAAUUUAUUUAGAAGUAGAAUUUGCCCGGCUAACAAAAGUAUUAGCAGAACUCAAAGAACAAGAAGGCAACUUAGAAGAAUCCUCAAGUCUCCUACAAGAAGUCCAAGUUGAAACUUACGGGUCUAUGGAUAAAAACGAAAAACUCAAUUUUUUGCUUCAGCAAUUAAGACUUUUAUUAGCGCUCAAUGACUAUAUAAGAUUUUUUAUUAUUUCCAAAAAAGUCAAUAGAAAAGUAUUAGACGAGCCAGGUAUGGAAGCCGCGAAAGUUCAGUUUUUACAGUUCAUGAUUCAAUAUUAUGACCACCAAAAGAGUUAUAUGGAGUCUGCAUUAGCCUAUCAGACGCUUUAUGAAGUCCAAGGGCAAGGAUUUGAUGCGGCUCAUGCAUUGCAACAGAUGGUACUAAAUUUAUUAUUAGUUCCUUAUAGUGCAGAGCAAAUUGAUUUAUUGAGGAGAGUUGAAGAUAAAGAAGAAUUAGAAGCGAACUUAAGACAUGUGAUAAAAAUUUUACUUGGAAAAGAAAUAGGAAAAGUCCCAGGCGAAAUCCAAGCAUUGCUGACUCCAGAGAAGUGGAAUUUGUUGAGGAGAAGAAUAAAUCAGCACAAUAUCAGGAUUGUUCAAAGCUAUUAUUCAAAAAUUACUUUAAAUAGACUUGCUGAGCUUUUGGAGUAUACAGUUGAUGAAACUGAGGCUGAAAUAAGGGAUAUGGUAAGCUAUAUGGGAUUUUCCGCAAAAAUAAACAGACCAGAAAAGUAUAUUUACUUCUCAAAACCUUCAGAACCACAAAAUCAGUUAAAUGAGUGGGGAAGUGACAUUUUUGGUCUACUCAACCGUUUAGAAGAAAUUACCCAUUUAAUCCACAGAGAGCACAUUGUUGCCUCAUAA
Molecule: messenger RNA, 1170 nt
Organism: Blepharisma stoltei
Lineage: Eukaryota; Ciliophora; Heterotrichea; Heterotrichida; Blepharismidae
Source: the annotation of a GenBank genome assembly